UCUCUUCUUCUUCUUCUUCUUCUUCUUCUUCUUCCUUCUCUCUCUAUAAAUUUCAGUCUCAGAAACGUUCUUUUAAGGCCAUAACCCAUUUCAAAAGCUUCAUCCUCCUCCUCCCAUGGACUGGUUCUCUUGGCUCUCCCGAACCGGACUCGACCCGCUCCACACCUACGAAUACGGCCUCCUUUUCGCCCGAAAUGGGAUCCGACCCGAAGACAUUCCCCGCUUCAACCACGAUUUUCUCCACAAAAUCGGCGUCUCCGUCGCCAAACACAGGCUCGAGAUUCUGAAGCUCGCCAAACUCGAAAAUGAAGAACCGGCCGCCAAGAAAUUUCCGGCCGCCGCCCCGCUCGUCUCCGCAUUCGCCAAAACCAAAAAAUGCCUCCGAAACUGCAUCAGAAAAUUGGUUCCGAGUAACGGCAAGCCGGAGAGGGCGGUUUUCCGGGAAGGCACGGCGGGCAUUUCGCCGGAGACGAUGAGUUACAGCGAAAAUCUCGGCCGGAAGCAGGAGGUUGAGGAGGUCUGGAAACGGAAACCGGCGAGUCGACGGAGGAAAAACGUGUCGCUUUCGGGGCCGUUGGAUGGGAGAGGUCACGAGAAAGCGAUGACGAAUUGUAAGAGCCUGAAGUUAUCUGGGCCGCUGGAUAGAAAAGAGCGGCCCAUGUUUUCGAGAAGCCCAAGAACAUCUGGGCCUCUGGAUGGGAGAGUAUCGGAUUGGGUUGCGGCGUCGAAUAAGAGCCCGAAGUUUAAUGGGCCGCCGCAGGGGAAAAUGAUGAGGCUGAUACCGUCGAGCCGGAGCCCAAGAGUAUCUGGGCCGCUGGAUGGACGAGAUGGAAGCCCAAGAAUUUGCUGUCGCUGCAAUAGGGAGAGAAUAGAAACGGACGAUGAUUAUCAUUCAUUAUGGGUUUCCUUGUUUUAUGACUUGAAACCUACGUAAUUUUUAUUUUUUAUUUUGUCAGUUUUUUUGGUUUUAUUACGAUGUUUGUAUUUGAAUUAAAAUACCAAUGCAACUAAAAGAAUGUUGUCUACUGAAAUUUUGUAAGAAGUUAAAUGAAGAUAUGUUGGGCCCCAAGGCCUUCUACGUGUAUCA
Momordica charantia (bitter melon) is the source of this 1087-nucleotide messenger RNA. RefSeq names its product sterile alpha motif (SAM) domain protein. Gene Ontology annotation, molecular function: protein binding. Lineage: Eukaryota; Viridiplantae; Streptophyta; Magnoliopsida; Cucurbitales; Cucurbitaceae. The record is from RefSeq and is a predicted model, not a curated record.